Molecule: messenger RNA, 1884 nt
Organism: Sus scrofa (pig)
Lineage: Eukaryota; Metazoa; Chordata; Mammalia; Artiodactyla; Suidae
Gene: CTSA
Product: cathepsin A
Biological process (GO): proteolysis
Molecular function (GO): serine-type carboxypeptidase activity
Source: RefSeq, marked provisional
CACAUGACUUCCCGUCCCGGGGCACCUCCUGAAGAACAAGGACGCGGGGGAGCAGAGAUGGUUCGAGCCGCGCUGUCGCCGCCGUUCCUCCUGCCGCUGCUGCUGCUCUCCUGGGCGCCCCGAAGCCAGGCAGCCGCCGACAAGGACGAGAUCCAGUGCCUGCCCGGACUGGCCAAACAGCCGUCUUUCCGCCAGUACUCUGGCUACCUCCGAGGCUCCGGCUCCAAGCACCUGCACUACUGGUUUGUGGAGUCCCAGAAGGAUCCCAAGAGCAGCCCUGUGGUGCUUUGGCUCAACGGAGGGCCAGGCUGUAGCUCCCUGGACGGGCUCCUUACUGAGCACGGCCCCUUCCUGGUCCAGCCCGAUGGUGCCACCCUGGAGUACAACCCCUAUUCUUGGAACCUGAUUGCCAAUGUGUUGUACCUCGAGUCCCCAGCUGGGGUGGGCUUUUCGUACUCCGAUGACAAGUCUUAUGCGACCAAUGACACGGAAGUCGCCCAGAGCAAUUAUGAAGCCCUUAAAGAUUUCUUCCGCCUUUUCCCGGAGUACAAGGACAAUGAGCUUUUCCUGACCGGAGAGAGCUACGCCGGCAUCUACAUCCCCACUCUGGCCGUGUUGGUCAUGCAGGACCCCAGCAUGAACCUGCAGGGGCUGGCUGUGGGCAAUGGACUCUCCUCCUAUGAGCAGAACGACAACUCCCUGGUCUAUUUCGCAUACUACCACGGCCUUCUGGGGAACAGGCUCUGGUCUUCCCUCCAGACCCACUGCUGUUCUCAAAACAAGUGUAACUUCUACGACAACAAAGACCCAGACUGCGUGACCAGUCUUCAGGAAGUGUCCCACAUCGUAAGCAGCUCUGGCCUCAACAUCUACAACCUCUACGCCCCGUGUGCUGGAGGGGUGCCCAGCCAUUUAAAGUAUGAGAAGGACACCAUCGUGGUCCCAGAUCUGGGCAACAUCUUCACUCGCUUGCCACUCAAGCGGAUCUGGCAUCAGACACUGCUGCGUUCUGAGGGGAGGGCGAACCUGGACCCCCCCUGCACGAACACAACAGCCGCCUCCACCUACCUCAACAACCCGUAUGUCCGGAAGGCCCUCCACAUCCCCGAGCAGCUGCCCCAAUGGGACAUGUGCAACUUCCUGGUGAAUAUCCAGUAUCGCCGUCUCUACCAAAGCAUGUACAGCCAGUACCUGAAGCUGCUCACCCCGCAGAAAUACCGGAUCCUGCUGUACAAUGGCGAUGUGGACAUGGCCUGCAAUUUCAUGGGAGAUGAGUGGUUUGUGGAUUCCCUCAACCAGAAGAUGGAGGUGCAGCGCCGGCCCUGGUUGGUGGACUACGGGGACAGCGGGGAGCAGAUCGCUGGCUUCGUGAAGGAGUUUUCCCACAUCGCCUUCCUUACCAUCAAGGGCGCCGGACACAUGGUCCCCACCGACAAGCCCCAGGCUGCCCUCACCAUGUUCUCCCGCUUCCUGAAUAAGCAGCCGUACUGAGGACCACGGGGACCAGCCCCCCCUCCGCCCCCACCGCCCGAUCCAGCCCUUCCCAGCCUCUCCUGCUAGAAAGGAGAUCCUCACUGAUGCAAAAUGCCCCUGUGGGGCAGGUCCCUGCCUCCACAACUACCCCCACCUGCCCCUCCCCACCUCCACAGCCCUGUGCAUCCCAGACCUGGCCCCCCAGCGCCCCACUUAGACAGCCUGGGGGGGAGUUUGCACUUUAUUCCCGGCUGGGGUGGGGCCCAGCCCCUCCCUGCUUAAAGAAUGCUCUUCGUGCACUGAUCGCAUCCCAGGAACACAGCAGAGCUCAGGACAGCCCAUGGGAGGCCGGACGGACUGUAAUUGAUGGCUUGACAGUGAUUAUGGAAUAAAAUUGGGUACAAUUUAAAA